UUUGAAGUCUAAAAUUAGGGAGGCACCCCAACAGCAAAUGACGCAAGAAGUCUAAAGUGGACAGUCUACGCGUCUCCGUGUGUCAACGAUAGCUACGAGCACCGAGGACCAUGGAAACGUUCCCUACAACUUGGCUGUUGUUGAUGACAUGGAGGGUAUUUUUAGGUGUCGUUGUCAUCUUUCCGUAACAGCCCGGCUGCGGCGUUCAGUAUAAAGGACUCCUUCAAAAUGCAGUUGUACAACAGUGUGCUGACACACUACCCGAGGUCGUCUCGCAAACUUACAAUAACUUUAUCGAGUGGAUCUGAGCGCUUGAACGGGACAACACCGAGUUCCUCUGACGCCCAGAAGCCAGGAUUUACACAACCAGGCGCAACUUCAACGACCAACGAGGAUCCGGUGAGAGACGCUGCUUCUUCCGCAAACAUGCCUGCCUUUUCAUGUUACGAGGCUCCAUCCAUGAGGCCAGUUUACUUCACAUCCACUGCUGAGAUAUUAAUCCGCAGACCUGAUGGAGUGGAGAGGACUGUGCCUGUCCAUGUCAUCAGGGAAUCCAAGACUAAACCACCCUCUCCUGACUCCCAUAAUGGUGAGAGAAUCCUCUGUGAUGACUGUGACUCUGAUGUGAUUGUGGAACUGAUAGAUCACCUGAGGAAUGGCACGGAUGAGCUGUUUCCUGACUGCCCAGAGCUGGUUGAAAAUCACCUUUUCGACACUAACAACAUGUGUAGAUCCAGAGCAGAGGAAAACAAGAGGGCGGCUGGAAAUGCAAGCGAUGAUGAUACAGUUUCAGUGACUAAUGCCCCCAUCAGAAGCAAUGGAUGGGCCUCAUUACACGAAGAGGAGCUAGAUCCCUCCGGAGAUCUGUCCGAUGACUUCAUAAAGGAAAAUUUUAGAGAUGUGAGCAGUGGCAAAGCGGCCCCGGCAUCAGAUGAGAGAGGGGCCUUUGAGCUCAGCGUUCUGCAGGAGUCGCCUCCACAGAGGUGCCAGGAGCGAGAGGACAUCAACAAUAAAGUCACCCGGUACCUGGCUGAAGUGGAGAAACAGAACAAGUAUCUCCAGGAGAGGAGCAAAUACAGGUACCACAUCAUUCCAGAUGGCAACUGUCUGUACAGAGCUGUGUGCAAAGCCACGUACGGGGACCAGUCCAGGCACGGCGAGCUGAGGGAGCUGACGGUGCACCACAUCGCCGACCACCUGGACGAGUUCAACCCCAUCAUCGAAGGGGACGUCGGAGAGUUCCUGAUCAACGCAGCGCAGGAUGGUACCUGGGCGGGUUACCCUGAGCUUCUCGCCAUGAGCCAGAUGCUGAAUGUCAACAUCCACCUGACAACAGGGGGGAGCUUGGAGAGCCCCACCGUCUCCACCAUGGUGCACUAUCUCGGGGAGGAGGAUGCUUCCAAAGCGGCUAUUUGGCUGAGCUGGCUGAGCAACGGUCACUAUGACGUCCUUCUGGACAAGUGUCUUCCCAACCCGGACUACGAGGACUGGUGCAGACACUCGCAGAUGCAGAGGAAACGGGAUGAGGAGCUUGCAAAGUCGAUGGCUGCCUCUUUGUCCAAAAUGUACAUUGAGCAAAAUGGAUCUGCGUGAAAGACAUACUGGAUGUUGAGAAUAAAGGGGUGUACACUGAUACGGUAGAAUGCAGAACCACUGACUCUGCUCGGUUUCUACAUGCUUGAAACGUUUUUUUAUAAGAUUUAUAUUGUGUGAGAAAGAAAGUGCAGCGCACAGACUUUGUUUUGUAUACCAACAUUGCCAAAUUGAUGGCAGCAGAUUCUGAAAGUGUUUGAAAGUGUGUGAGCCUGAUGUUUUUGAUAGUUUGGGUUAUGUUGACAUGAUUGACAUUCUCUAAUGCUGAUUUAAGUUACUGUACAUGGAAGUGCCUUUGAGUAUUUAUUUGCCUUUUAUCGGCAGACCUGUUAUUUUUCUAUACUGUCUGCGCUUUGUAGGCCGUUGCCAAUUACAGAGAAACUUCAUCUGCCAUUUGUCAGCUACCAGCUACUGUUUAAUACCUGUAUAGCUACUCUGUUUUGCACAUAAGUCCAAUCAGACAAGUCCAGAGAGUUCGACCUCUGUCUGUGAGAACAACUCAAGUGUUCAUUUUCUAUUAUUCCAGUUCCUUUUAAGGCUUUUGACAAUAUGUUCCAAAAUAAAGCUUUGAAGAAACCUGA
This is a messenger RNA of Epinephelus fuscoguttatus (brown-marbled grouper), 2174 nucleotides long. Its product is annotated as OTU domain-containing protein 1. NCBI's taxonomy places the organism in Eukaryota, Metazoa, Chordata, Actinopteri, Perciformes, Serranidae. Gene Ontology annotation, molecular function: cysteine-type deubiquitinase activity. Gene Ontology annotation, biological process: protein deubiquitination. Bases 229 to 1593 code for a protein of 454 amino acids. The transcript has a single exon. The record is from RefSeq and is a predicted model, not a curated record.